AAUAAAAUGGAAGGCCUGCUUAACGUUGCCUCUUUUUCUACCAAACUUCAAAACACUCUCAUCCAGUACCAUAGCAUUGAAGAUGAUAAAUGGCGAGUUGCAAAGAAAAUGAAAGAUGUAACAGUUUGGAGAAUACCUUCAGAAGAAUUUAAUGGUUAUCUCUUCAAAGCCCAAGGUGUUAUAGAUGACAUUUUUAAUAGAGUAAUAGACCAUAUACGUCCAGGGCCCUGGCACUUGGAUUGGGACUGUUUAAUGACUUCAUUGGAUAUUUUGGAGCACUUUGAAGAGAAUUGCUGUGUUAUGCGUUAUACUACUGCUGGUCAGCUUUGGAAUAUAAUUUCCCCAAGAGAGUUUGUUGACUUCUCCUACACUGUGGGCUAUGAAGAAGGACUUUUAUCUUGUGGGAUAAGUCUUGACUGGAGUGAAAAGAGAACAGAAUUUGUUCGUGGAUAUAACCAUCCCUGUGGAUGGUUUUGUGUUCCACUUAAAGACAACCCAAAUCAGAGCCUUUUGACAGGCUAUAUCCAGACAGAUCUACGUGGAAUGAUUCCUCAGUCUGCAGUAGAUACGGCCAUGUCAAGCACUUUAACUAACUUCUAUGGUGAUUUACGAAAAGCCUUACAGAAAGCAUAAUAUGUUAAGAUUUGUAGUAUGGAGAUUUGCAGAAUCAGUUCUUCCCCUCAGCUACGUCACAUGUAAAAGUCAGUUCCUGUCUUCUGCAUAGUCUGUAGAAAUAUUUGAGCUGUUUUGGGUUUAGUACUACAAUGUUUUGUAAGUCAAUAUUUGCACAAGAGAAGGUUGUUUACCUUUUCUUACUUAUUUGCACAUUGGUAUGGAAGUAUGUCUGGUAAUGGAAAGUAUCACAGAAGUCCGUGAAGACUUAGAUAUAGGUCUUCAGGUCAGACUAUUCACAGAAGUGAAAUAGUGCCUCUGUAUUGUUUAGUAACUAGCAAAAGUCUUCCCUUCUUGUUAUUCUUGUUAUUUUAAAGCUUUAUGAAUAUCUUGUAAAAUUUUAUUUCUCAAGGUAAAUGUUUGGUAUUUCUUUUGGUAAUGAAUUUGCCAGGAACAAAAGGAAGAAUGCCUUCUUUGUAUUUUGUAAAGAUGAGAUUGUCAAUUGACUUGUAUUAUUUUAACUAUUAAAAAGACCAAAAAUGAGUGAAGCAUAUUUAUCAUAGUAACUG
This is a messenger RNA of Jaculus jaculus (lesser Egyptian jerboa), 1181 nucleotides long. Its product is annotated as stAR-related lipid transfer protein 4-like. NCBI's taxonomy places the organism in Eukaryota, Metazoa, Chordata, Mammalia, Rodentia, Dipodidae. The record is from RefSeq and is a predicted model, not a curated record. The transcript has a single exon. Gene Ontology annotation, molecular function: cholesterol transfer activity; cholesterol binding. Gene Ontology annotation, cellular component: endoplasmic reticulum; cytosol. Gene Ontology annotation, biological process: intracellular cholesterol transport; cholesterol transport involved in cholesterol storage; cholesterol import. Bases 7 to 633 code for a protein of 208 amino acids.